Molecule: messenger RNA, 1038 nt
Organism: Cyprinus carpio (common carp)
Lineage: Eukaryota; Metazoa; Chordata; Actinopteri; Cypriniformes; Cyprinidae
Product: normal mucosa of esophagus-specific gene 1 protein-like
Exons: 6
Coding region: 157-750 (197 amino acids)
Molecular function (GO): ATP binding; ATP hydrolysis activity
Source: RefSeq, a predicted model, not a curated record
CCUCUUCUCUCCUCAUCAGGACUCAUUUAACAAUGUUUGGUGUUUAUUUGCUCCUCUGUGACUGAUUUAACUCUCACUCGCGUCUCAUGCGAACUUUCUGAAUGGAAUCGUUCUGAAUUCAGUUUUUUUAGGAAACCUCGCAGUAGCAGGUGAAAGAUGCAUGGAGGAUUUCUACAGCUGCUCAAGAAGAGGAAGGAGCUGAUUCCUCUGAUUGGGAUUGUUGGAUGUGCUGCACUUGGAGCAACAGCAGCCUCCAUUUACUUCUUACUGACCAAACCAGAUGUGAUUUUAAACAAGACUAGAAAUCCAGAGCCAUGGGAGACAUUAGAUCCAUCAACGCCGCAGAAGAUGGAGCUGCAGGAAGUGUGUAACAAGGAUGUUUUGAUCGUGGCUGCCACUAAUAGACCCGAGGUCCUGGACAGCGCUCUGCUCAGACCCGGCCGACUCGAUCAGAUCGUAUACGUUCCACCUCCAGAUCUUGAGGCUCGUGUGGCCGUGCUGCGCGUCUGCACUGAAAGCGUCCCGCUGCAUCCGGACGUGUGUCUGCAGGAUCUGGCCGCGCAAACUGAGCUCUUCUCUGGAGCUGAUCUACAAAACCUGUGCAGAGAGGCGGCUCUUCUGGCCCUGCGUGAGGACGGACUCGAGGUUUCCUGCGUGACACAGAAGUACUUUCUGAAGGCGCUCCGGAGUCUGAGUCCAUCACUGAGUCCCGAGCAGCUUCAGCAACACUUUCAACUCUUUCAAAGCUGAAGUAGUUCACCCCAGAGUUAAAAUUUAACCCCUCGUAUCACCCGAGACGUCUUUUUUCCUUCAGUCGAAAACGAAUUAAGGUUUUUGAGGAAAACCUUCCAAGUUUUUUCUCCAUAUAUUUGACUUCAAUGAGGACCAACAAGCUGAAGUUCAAAUUUAAUUCGAAGAAAGACAGACAUGAACAUCUUGGAUGACUUUAGGGAGAGUUAAUUAUCAGGGAACUUUUAUUUUGGAGUGAACUAGUCCUUAAAAAUAUAUUUAUAUACAAUAAAUAUAUCAUGUUUAUAA